Molecule: messenger RNA, 762 nt
Organism: Symbiodinium natans
Lineage: Eukaryota; Dinophyceae; Suessiales; Symbiodiniaceae
Source: the annotation of a GenBank genome assembly
AUGCCCAUGGAAGCGAUGACUUUGCCGGAGGCGAUGUCAGAAAUUGAGGCGGUGCUGACGAGACUCCUGGCAGCUCACGACGUACCUGUCGACAAUCUGUCUAUCAAAGAGUAUCAGACGACGAAGCUCCACAGCUGUGAAUCUUAUGCCCGUGUACCCUCGAACAUCUCGAGUUCUCCAGCAGCUGCGCUGUCAAGUUCUUGUGGCGAGCAGCGGGCGCCACCCAAUCAAAGCGAGUCUUUGCCAUCUAUUGAGCCAUUGCCCGGCCGUCUUCCUGCGCAGCAAAGGAGUGUCUCGUUCGUAGAGGAAGGGGCACAAAACAUAGUUUUCAGCCCUCACUUAGACGACACCAAGUCAGAAGCAAGUAUGGUGAGCCCACUGUUCGAGAUGCACAAUGUCUGGCGCAGGCUGGGCGAGGAGCAAGUGUCGAAGGCAGCUCGGUGCGCGUCAUCAUUACCUUCCGAUACCUUGGACUUGAGCUCCGAGAACGUGUCCCAGCAGCUCGGUAUAGCUUCGGUGUGGGCUACAGGUGCAAUGGUCAGUCUGUUUGCGAAUGCGACGUUCUUGCCCCUCGUGGCUUUCCAACCUCCUGGAAUCUCAGUGGAUGCCAUCAUUGUGGCUACCGCUCUGUUUUGGACGCUGACAUUUCCAGUAGCCAUGAUUCGCUGGAUGGAGAUGCCAUCUCCCCGGGCCGCAUUGGUAGGUCUUCAGGAGCUGCUUCUUACUGCACUGCUCUUCAUCGACUCUUGGCCCAAUGAAUGA